UGGCUGCCUCACCCCUCCGUCAGGCUGGAAGCCACCGUGCUUCAGUUUGGUUUGGGAUGGUCUCUCUCUCUCUCUCUCUCUCUCUCUCUCUCUCUCUCUCUGGAUCUGGAGCUGUAGCAGUCUGUUAUUGAUGGUUUUUCCCCCGACAUUUCCAUGGUAACUGUCCUGUCUAAGAUCUGAUCAGCAGCCAGGAGCCGAGCAGUGUGUGAGAAUGGAGCUGGAGGAAAAAAACCCGGACCCUAAAUACGGGGAGUCCAGGAAGUUUGACCCAAACUUCAAAGGGCCGAUUCACAACAGGGGUUGCACAGAUGUCCUCUGCUGCAUUCUCUUCAUCUUAGCCUUGUUGGGGUACUUUGCUGUGGGUAUCCUUGCCUGGUCUCAGGGCGACCCCAGGAAAGUGAUCUACCCCACGGACAGCAGGGGGCAGUUCUGUGGGCAAGCAGGAACACCUCUGGAGAAGAAGCCUUUUCUUUUCUACUUCAACAUCCUGAAAUGUGCCAGUCCUCUGGUGCUGCUGGAGUUCCAGUGUCCCACCACACAGGUAUGUGUGGAAAAAUGUCCGGAAAGGCAUAUGACACUGGUGAAAGCAAAGUUAAGCCUCAAAGCAGAAGACCGCGUAUACUACAAACAAUUCUGUAAGGAAGGAGUGGACUUCGACAAAAUGAGUGCUCCUGAGAUCCUGAGGGAUGGCUUGUGUCCGGCCAUGCUGAUGCCCAGUAAAGCUUUCACGCGUCGCUGCCUUCCUGCCUUAGGAACGAGAAAGAAAAAUGGGGUGGUAGUGGUGGGCAAUGAGACCACUAUUGAUACCGGAGAAGGUACCACUGUCAAUGCCACAGAUGUACUGGAGGCAUCCAAGAAAUCAAAUAUGGUCGUUGAAGCUCGCCAGGUGGCUAUGAGAAUCUUUGAGGACUAUACUCAGUCUUGGUACUGGAUAUUGCUUGGUCUGGUGAUCGCCAUGGUGGUCAGCUUGAUUUUCAUCGUCUUGCUGAGAUACUUGGCUGGCAUCAUGGUCUGGGUCAUGAUUGUUUUGGUUAUUCUGGUCAUUGGCUAUGGGAUUUUCCACUGUUUCAUGGAGUUUAAGAGCCUGAAGGGAGAGCCGGGCGCUGACGUUACCAUCCGUGACUUGGGCCUGCAGACGGACUUCUCUGUCUACCUGCAGAUCAGGCAGACCUGGCUGGCUUUCAUGAUCAUCCUGGCUAUUGUGGAGGUCAUUAUCAUCCUGUUACUCAUCUUCCUCAGGAAGAGAAUCAUGAUCGCCAUCGCCCUCAUCAAAGAGGCCAGCAGAGCUGUUGGUCACGUCAUGUCAUCGCUGUUUUACCCACUCCUGACCUUUGCGCUCUUGGCUGUGGUGAUUGCUUACUGGGCCAUCACUGCUGUUUUCUUGUCCACAUCUAAUGAGCAGGUGUACAAGGUGUUCAACAACACGCAACCGUGUGAGUACGCACUAGAGACCUGCGACCCCAAGACAUUCAACACCUCCAAUGUGUCAGCUCAGUGUCCUGAAGCUGAGUGCCUGUUUGCCUUCUAUGGUGGGGAGACACUCUACCAUAAAUACCUUAUCUUGUUCCAGUUCUACAAUGUCUUCCUCUUCUUCUGGUGUGCAAACUUUGUAACGGCCCUGGGCCAGGUCACUCUGUCGGGGGCCUUCGCCUCGUAUUACUGGGCCUUCAAGAAGCCUGAAGAUAUUCCCGCCUACCCCAUCUUCGCCUCGCUGGGACGGGCCCUCCGUUACCACACAGGCUCCCUGGCUUUUGGCUCCCUGAUCCUGUCUUUGGUCCAGGUCAUCAGGGUCAUUCUGGAGUACCUGGAUCACAAGCUGAAAGCUGCUCAGAACAAAUGUGCUAAAUUCAUGCUAAGCUGCAUGAAGUGCUGCUUCUGGUGUCUGGAGAAAUGCAUUAAGUUCCUGAACAGAAACGCCUACAUCAUGAUUGCCAUCUAUGGAAAAAGUUUCUGUCCCUCAGCCCGAGAUGCUUUUUUCCUUCUCAUGAGGAACAUUGUCAGGGUGGCUGUCUUAGAUAAAGUGACUGACUUCCUGCUGUUUCUUGGGAAGCUCCUCAUCGUUGGAAUUGUUGGGAUCUUCUCUUUCUUCUUCUUCUCUGGAAGAAUCAAAGCAGUCGAGGAGGCUGCGCCAUCUCUGAACUACUACUGGGUGCCAAUACUGACGCUGGUAGUUGGAUCCUACCUCAUCGCCCAUGGCUUCUUCAGCGUGUACGCCAUGUGUGUGGACACACUGUUCCUCUGCUUCUGUGAGGACUUGGAAAGAAAUGACGGCUCAUCAGAAAGGCCUUACUUCAUGUCCCCCGAGCUGCACGAGAUCCUCUCCAAAGCAAAAAGGGUGGAGGAUGAUGAUGGCGUUGAGCAGACGGACUCUGCCAAGCAGGUGGACGAGGUGAAACUGGAGGAGGAGACCCCUCUUCAGCAGCAACAAGACGGAGAGAUCCAACUGAAAGAGCAGACGGUGCUCAAGCAGGAGAACGAGGAGGCUCAGCCUUUGCAGUCCAAGACGGAUGCUGAAGAGCCACAGGAGGAGAAAAAUGAAGAAGAGAAAGUCAGCGGGGCAGAGGAGACUGAAAAGAAAGAAGAGGAAAAAGAAGAGGUGAAAGAAGCUGUAGAGAAACAGGAGUUAAAACAGGAGGAAAAGGCAGAGGAGGCACCUCCUCCAGCUGUGGAUGCUGAGAAAGAGGGGACUGGUGAAAAGAAAGAAGAAAAAGAAGAAACUCAGGAAGAAAAUCCUCCCUCUGCGCCGCAGGAGUAGAUGUUAACAGUAAUGUAAGGGCAAGCAAAAAAAAAAAAAAAAACAAGGCUUGGUAAACCUCAAAGAAUGAAAGAACCGUAUUACAACUUUGUGAAAUGGACUUGUUAAAUGUGCGGCAUUACAACCAGCUAAAAUUUCAGAUCGCCUUGCUAUGCGUGUGGUGUGACGUCCAGCUGGAGGAGGUUGCGGUCGAUGUGAAGGUUGAAGCAGGUCAAAAGCCCAGUGCAUCUCUGUAGCUUGAAAAAAAAUAAGAAGCUCCCUUGUGUUGGUUUUAGAACAGUGUUGGUUUUUAUAUUGUGAAGAUCUGUAGAACAUUGUGAGUACUGAACCUGUGCCUGAUUACUGUCACUAAUAGUUAUCGUCUUAAUCCUGUUAUGCACUACAGAACCACUAAGUACCGUGUUUACAGUCAGGACAAACACAUCUCAAUUGAUGGUGAAUCUCUCACUGUUUACAAUAAUACCAGCUGACGCCAAAAUGUUACAACAUAUUUGAUAUACUGUAUGAAUAUUGGAUCUUUUUUUUCCUAUGGAACUUGUAUAUAUACAGUAGUGUAUGUCUAUUAUGUAUGUUUUGGCUUCGGUCUUGUAGAGAUCCCUGCUAAGAUGGGAUCCCAUGUAUUGUAUUGCCACCUACUUGCCUUGGUAUUUUGGACUGGCGCAAGCGCUGUGAUUGUGUUGCCAUGAUGCAGCCAUCGUGACCUCUCUGCAGACCCCGGCACUUGUUUACUGAUCCCACUUGCCUCGCUCUGUCCCUAUCCUCUCUCUGUCUCUCUCUCUCUGUCUAAGCGCUGCAUGGUGUUAACAAGGCCUUCUGAAUGCUCGCAACUAACGUCUAAGUCUCUGGAUGCUUUUGUAACCCUUUUUUCCUGUUUGUCACCUUGUGUAAGAUGUAAGUUGAUUUUCCACUAAAAUUACUGAUGACAUUCCACAUUUACUGGAUGUAAAUCUCGAUUAAAGGUGAUUGUAUUUAA
Larimichthys crocea (large yellow croaker) is the source of this 3728-nucleotide messenger RNA. It is a transcript of the gene slc44a2, whose product is annotated as solute carrier family 44 member 2 (CTL2 blood group). Gene Ontology annotation, cellular component: membrane. Gene Ontology annotation, molecular function: transmembrane transporter activity. The transcript is spliced from 22 exons. Bases 212 to 2755 code for a protein of 847 amino acids. NCBI's taxonomy places the organism in Eukaryota, Metazoa, Chordata, Actinopteri, Sciaenidae. The record is from RefSeq and is a predicted model, not a curated record. Gene Ontology annotation, biological process: transmembrane transport.